Messenger RNA from Austrofundulus limnaeus, 819 nucleotides. RefSeq names its product DNA-directed RNA polymerase III subunit RPC9. Gene Ontology annotation, molecular function: nucleotide binding. The record is from RefSeq and is a predicted model, not a curated record. Gene Ontology annotation, biological process: transcription initiation at RNA polymerase III promoter. Lineage: Eukaryota; Metazoa; Chordata; Actinopteri; Cyprinodontiformes; Rivulidae. Gene Ontology annotation, cellular component: RNA polymerase III complex.
GAGAGCGAGGAGCGUUUGUCAGAGGAGCAGAUCGAGGAGCUCCUCCAGACGGUCACAGGCAUCCUGCCGGGUGACCCGGAGCAGGAGAACGCAGCCGCGGCUGACGCAGAGAUGGCCGAGGGCGAAGGACAGUCGUGACGCAGCGACACCUGAACUGUGUUUUUGGAGAACUGGUGAUCCAGCUAAAAAUAUUGYAGAAAAGCUUUUACCUGAUGCUUUUCAUGUGCAUACCUAAAAGAACAAGAUGCUGACAGACUCAGGAGCUGCCUGACCAACAUUUAGACGACCUCCUGACUCAUGUUAACAAAGGGAAGUUUACAGUUUAACACCCAGCUUCAUUAUGAGCUGUAAUGCUUUUUCUGAAUGUUUGUUUCAAAGAAAACCUAAAACGCAUCAUCAGCCUACAGAAAACGCCUAAUAACAUCUUCACUGAUCUACACAAUGUUAUUUAUUUCGUUUGCUCAAGUUGUAUUCAUUUUUAAAUUGACUCAGGAACACAUUCUUACUGCGCAGGUUUCUGUAAAAAUGCUGUUUUUCUACCCGCUGAUUUGGAAAAAUAUGUGCUUGUCUUGUCACCGCAGAGGAAGGAUGUUGGUUUCUGUUUUGGGCUUCCUGCUCGUUUAUCGCAUCAGUUUCGUGCGCUCACUGAACGGGUGGUGUACAAAAAGGCAAAGGGAAGGUUGUGCAGAGUUUGGACCGCUUCUUAACAGAUGGAAGUGGAUGCAGAAAAGURGCCAGGAAGCCCUAUAAAUGAGAGAAAUGUGUUUGGGGACAGAUCGUCACUAUGGAAGACAAUAAAAUGAAGUGUACUGUACAAUC